Messenger RNA from Polyodon spathula (Mississippi paddlefish), 1527 nucleotides. RefSeq names its product protein FAM117A-like. The record is from RefSeq and is a predicted model, not a curated record. The transcript is spliced from 7 exons. Lineage: Eukaryota; Metazoa; Chordata; Actinopteri; Acipenseriformes; Polyodontidae. The coding region runs from base 1 to 933 and encodes 310 amino acids.
AUGACAGCAGCUUGCCCACAUCCUUUUAACUCUGGCUUCUCGGAUCGCUACCCCUUUGAUAUACAAGUAAAUCCAUUGCCAUGUAAGUUUGACCUCUCCUUCUAUUUCUUCUAUCAGACCCCUAGCUUCUGGUUUGAGGAUUCCCUUGGAAGGAAAGGCUCCUGCACCCACAAACGUUCUGCAUCCUGGGGCAGUGUGGACCACCUGCGAGAGAUUGUCAAGCUGAAGCAGCAGCUGCAGCAGCGGGGCAGGCAGAGUGGGUGGGAGAGAGAGUGCCACCCCCCCCUCCCUGGAAACCACAGCCUCAGCACAGCACAGACACCCUCCCCCCUGGGCCCCCAGACCCCCCUGUCUAGGCUGGCCCCCCGCCUGUGUCGGAGUGUGGAGGGACUGAACCUGGAGCUGGAGGGAGUCUUCGUGAAACAGCAGGCUGAGAAAGAGAUCGGCAGGAUUCUGGAUAUCCCUGAUGGUCACCGCGCUCCGGUCCCUCCCCAGCGCUACAGCAGUGUCUGUCAGAGUGAGUCCUCCCCUGCACCCCUGUCCCGCUCCCCCUCGCCCUGCCUCGGCCCUGUGAGGGACACUGCUCCAAACCUGGACAGAGACAGUGGCUCCCCCUCUCCUGUGCUGCUUUUAUCCUCGUCCCCCGGACCCAACAACAGCUACAGCUUCAAGAGAGAGCCUCCUGAGGGGUGUGAGCGCGUGCGUGUCUGCGAGGAGUCUGUACCGCACUACCUCGGCCAGGCUUUCCUGCACUCCUCCUGUCCUGACAAAAACAAGGUGAACUUCAUCCCCACGGGCUCCGCCUUCUGCCCUGUCAGUCUCCUCAAGCCCCUCCUCCCCUCAAUGGACUUCCUGUUCCGCAGUCUCUCUGUUUCCCCAAGCGGGAGCGGUGCAUCCUGUCCGGCGGGUGGCUACCUGGGUCCGGCCAUGUGAACCAGCUUCUCCAGCGCAUGGGGUGGGGGGAAAUCACGAGGAGCCUUCUGUCCAGCAAGGAGACAGAGGCUACUACACUACGGCCAGCUCUGUCUGAGCACAGAACUGGGGGCUGACAAGCCUCAUUUUGAGGCUACAGUGUCUAAAUGCACUUGUUUUUUUUGUUUUUUUUUAUAAAUGUUCUAGCAAGAGAGAUGGAGGGAAUCUGUCAAUGCAGAUACAGGUCUUUUUUUGAUCAACAUUUCAGAUCUUCAAGGUACAGAACAAUGUAGGGCAGGUUGGGGGGCGGGGGGGGAUCCUACAAAAAAAACGCAGCUAGCAGGGGUCUGGGUCUGUCAGCGGUUGGGGUUAUACAUACAAUUUGUUUCUGUUGCUUUUCUCCAAGUCUCUUUAAAUGACAGUGCCAUUUCAGAUAUGUUGUGAAAACAUUUACCUGCUGAUCACACUGCUAAAAACUCAAAAUUAACUUACAGACACCGUUUUGUAUAGUCUGCAGUAGCUAGCUAUACCGAACAUGGUUAUAUACUGUACACAGCACGUGUGUACAUUUUGUAUUUAUCUUUUAUAAGCCAGUGUAAACAAACAUUUGUAUUC